AUGCUUCCCCGUCCGCAGGAGAAUACAACUUUGGAUUCAAAGAGAGAAAUGGAUAUCCUUGCGGCGACUUUGGAUGAAAUGAACUCUAUUAAGUCAAGACAUGCAACUGUGAGUGUGGUAGAUGCAAUGCUGGAAGCUCUGCAGCGCGAGAGGAAGUUAGAGGAAGAAGAUGAAGCUCUUAUAAAAUCAGUGUUUCAAGGGACAACCGUUGAUAGCUUCAGCAGUCAAGAUAAUGCCGGUGCUUGUGGGGCUCCCGAUAAGGGAAAGUUUCUUUUCAAGUCCUCUUCUGUUCGGGUUUCAAUUGUGAAGAAACCAACUACAGAGUCGAAUGGGAACAAGCUAGCGACUAACAAGGAUGAAGAAGGAAAGCAAGAUGCCGAACCCACAUCUGUAACGAGCAGUGGAUUACAAUCCCUAUUGUCAGUGUUAAUAAAUAUCCACCACCGACUUUAG
Molecule: messenger RNA, 453 nt
Organism: Striga hermonthica
Lineage: Eukaryota; Viridiplantae; Streptophyta; Magnoliopsida; Lamiales; Orobanchaceae
Source: the annotation of a GenBank genome assembly